AUGUCGUCACAAGUCAAGUUCGAGAAGCAGGCGGAGAACGCCUUCGGGGCCACCAAGGAUGCCAUCGCCGGCGAAAUUAGCCGCAUUCCCGGCACCAGCGGCGACCACCCCGUCGCCGAGGCCAUCGGUACCGCUCUGACCGGCGGACGUAAGAAUGCUGGCACCCCCGGAUACCUGGCCGCCUACAUCAAGCAGCUGGAGGAUAACCCGCUGCGCACAAAGAUGCUCACGUCGGGCACGCUGGCUGGUCUCCAGGAGGUGCUGGCCUCGUUCCUCGCCAAGGACCGCAACAAGCACGGCAACUACUUCACCUCGCGUGUCCCGAAGAUGGCCGCCUACGGAGCCCUCGUCAGCGCCCCCGUCGGUCACGUCCUCAUCUGGAUGCUGCAGUUUGCUUUCCGUGGACGCACCAGCCUCAAGGCCAAGGUGCUCCAAAUCCUCGCCAGCAACCUCAUUAUUGCUCCCAUCCAAAACUCCAUCUACCUCGUAGCCAUGGCCUUGAUUGCUGGCGCCCGCACAUACCACCAGGUCCGUGCCACCGUCAGGGUCGGCUUCUGGAAGGUGAUGCGCGUCUCGUGGGUCACGUCUCCCAUCUGCCUGGCCUUUGCCCAGCAGUUCCUGCCCGACCAGCUCUGGGUUCCCUUCUUCAACCUCGUGUCCUUUGUUAUUGGCACCUACAUCAACACGGCCACCAAGAAGAAGCGUCUCGCCGCUCUGCGCAAGAAGCACUUUGGCGGUGACAGCCGUCCCAACCUGGGCCAAAAGAUCUCUGGAAAGUGGUGGGAUGGCGAGAUUGGGCAAUACGAAAUGGCGUCGAAGGGUAGGUUCGUAUGA
Molecule: messenger RNA, 834 nt
Organism: Geosmithia morbida
Lineage: Eukaryota; Fungi; Ascomycota; Sordariomycetes; Hypocreales; Bionectriaceae
Product: Mpv17 / PMP22 family
Exons: 3
Coding region: 1-834 (277 amino acids)
Cellular component (GO): membrane; cytoplasm
Source: RefSeq, a predicted model, not a curated record